Linderina pennispora is the source of this 795-nucleotide messenger RNA. RefSeq lists its product as uncharacterized. NCBI's taxonomy places the organism in Eukaryota, Fungi, Kickxellomycota, Kickxellomycetes, Kickxellales, Kickxellaceae. Bases 59 to 706 code for a protein of 215 amino acids. The record is from RefSeq and is a predicted model, not a curated record. The transcript has a single exon.
GAAAAAGCGACGCCGGCCUCGGAUGCAGAAAUAGAGGGUUGGUCUCCCGCCGCUAAAAAUGGACGAACCAUAUAGCCCGCAGUACGUGGAGCUUUCAUACCAGCACUGGCUGGCCCCCUUUCUCGUUGCACAGCGCCGCAGAACGAUCCGCUUGCUUCCUCCAGAGAGAAAGAACAGCAUUUGGUGCAUGUGGAGGGGAGGAAGUGAGAAACGAAAAACACAUGUUUUGAUGGCGCGAUUAUUUAUAGACAUUGAUCACAGCCAAUGGGGACGAAAAUCCACCUCUGGCCAGCUGUUUUCGCUUCAUAUAUACCACUCAGAACAUAGCUGGAAAUACCGCGCAAGGGUUGCAAGUGGACUGUGCGCGGCUUGUAUCUGCACAUCACACCAGGGAUCGGCAACUGUCUACUGCCCUUCAAAACUAAACCGUGUAGCGCAGAGACUCCGCCGCUUCCAAUGGCCUUUUGGGAAUGCAUGUGCGGGUCUUUUACGCCUUUGGCACCCCUCCACUCGCAAUCGCCGGUCAAUCGCGUUGCGUUUGUUGCAUUGGCAAGGGGAGAUGGCUGAGUUGUGCUGGCGUAUCAAAUCACCCCGAUUUGCAGAUUACCUUGGUGCCGUGGGCUCGGGAACUUGUCAAACCCAGGGGUGCAUGUUUGCGUACACGAUGUCAGGCCCACUCCCCUCCUCUUCCCCGUCCCCAGAAUGAGGGAGCAGACGCCGCUAGAUUAGGGUGCUGCAUCCGGCCCUAACAGGUACGCCAGGGGCUAUUGGCUGUGGUGAUGGCAGGGGCCCACC